AUGUUAAAGGUUGUGCAUGUGUUUUUAUGCUUAAAUUUAAGUGGAACCUUAAUUUCAGGACAAGAAGAAAUAGGUGAGCCAUGCGAAGUCGAGGAGGCUGAUAACAUUCCUGGCACCUGCAAAUAUACGUGCGAGUAUGUAGACCGAUUGAUUAACGAAGAGAAGAGGAAACCUACUUAUUGCUACUUGGACAAUACCAUCCGUAUUUACUGCUGUCCCAAUGAGCCUCAUCACACGGGAGUUCUUGCUAGAGCUUUCAUUGAUUCACAGAAGGGCAAAAUCACGUCGAAGGACAUUGAAUGCCGAUAUGACGGUAACUUUCCUAUGAUAUGCUGCAAGCGCGAACCUAUAAAUAACCCCAUCAGGGUCGAGGGGCGUUUCUCAGCCAACUGUCCAGACAAGAGCACGCAAGCAGCGUGCGCAGCAUGUUAUGCGAAUGCACAACCACCACCCGAGGAGUCAACGAUUUGCCCCCAGCACACUGUCUUAAAAAUAGCAGGAGGGGGACCCGCAGAUAUCACAGAGUUCCCACAUAUGGCAAUCCUGGGAUGCAGGAAUAGAAAAAAGACAAAUCCAAACGAUCAGGACAUUGUUUGGAUAGGCGCCGGUUCGCUGAUAAGUCCAACCUUCGUUCUGACAGCAGCCCACGUCCUCUACGAGAACACUUAUGGCAAAAUCGAAUUCGCUUUGCUAGGAGCUACUAAUAAGACUGACAUAAGAUCGGGAAUCUUCCGUUACAUCGUGCGAACGAUACAGCACAAGUUGUACGUUUCAGGUUCGCACCCCAAUGACAUUGCCUUGGUGGAGCUCGAUUAUGAAGUCAUUUUCUCGAAGUUCACCAGGCCUGCUUGCCUUCCGGUUACGGGAGUCGCCCCUGAUGAGUUACCGAAUUCGAUGAUUAUAGCCGGCUGGGGAAGAAUUGGCCAGAAUGCGAACACUUCGAUGACACUGAAGCAGGGUGCAAUGAAUGUUCUAGAAGCUAGCGAGUGCAGGAAGUAUUUUAAGCCGAACAGUUUCACGUGGGACCCAAAAACGAUGCUCUGUGGCAGUUCCCCUACAGCCGACACAUGUAGCGGCGACAGUGGCGGUCCGUUAAUGGUUCCUUUGACCAUGACGUCUAAACAUUGUGGACAUUUUCUCGCUGGUAUAGUCUCCUGGGGUCCGGUAUGCGGGCUAAACAAAGUCGGUAGCUACACGAGAGUCUCCAACCCUGAGUAUCUCAAGUGGAUAAUCAGUACAGUGUGGCCUGAACCUAAAAGAGCGCAACCUUAA
Messenger RNA from Parnassius mnemosyne (clouded apollo), 1272 nucleotides. The record is from the annotation of a GenBank genome assembly. Lineage: Eukaryota; Metazoa; Arthropoda; Insecta; Lepidoptera; Papilionidae.